Pedinophyceae sp. YPF-701 is the source of this 690-nucleotide messenger RNA. The record is from the annotation of a GenBank genome assembly. Lineage: Eukaryota; Viridiplantae; Chlorophyta; Pedinophyceae.
AUGGCAGUCGCGGGCGCGGAGAUGCGGCUGAGCGUGCCUCAGACCGAUGCGCAUGAGAUGUCUGGUGGGGCCGACGACGCCUCCACGCUCGCGCUCCUUCCGAAGCACACCAAGGUGCGGGUGAGCGGGAACUCGAGAACGAAAUGCAGCCUCAUCAAUUUGGAGGGCGUUGUGAAGAAGGCCGUGGGCUUGGGCGGCUGGCACUGGCUCGUCCUGUCGUCCGGGGAGGAAGUCAAGCUCCAGCGGAACGCCCUGCAAGUCCUCGAACUUCCCACCGGGAACGAACCCGACUUCACCGACGACGACGAGGAGACCACGACGCGGCAACCCACCACGCCUGAAGUGCUGCCCGCCGAGGAGCUGCCACGGAUCCGGGCGCGCCGACCAGGGCGCGCGUACGGGGGCACUGCGGUGCGCUCCCCCGGGGGUCUGGCCGUCGCGGAGCCGACCCCGACGCUCGGCGCGAUCAUCGGCAAGGACGGGCGGCCGAGCAUGAAGGUCAACUUCCUCAAGCUCGACUGCGGCGCGCUCCGGCGGUACCACAAGCACUUCAACCUGACGCAUGUGCCCGAGGACUGUCCGAAACAGGAGCUCGCGCAGGCGGUCGGGGAGCACUUCAACAAGACCAGCGUCGACGAGGCGCAAGUCAUCGACAUGUUCUUCCGGGCGGCGAAGCGCGUUCGAGCCUGA